AGGGAAGUCCAGCGCUAAAUUGGCAUGAGACGGACAAACCGUGUGCUGUAGGAAACUGCAUUGAAAAAGCUGCAACCAUGCUACCUCUGAUCGCUAUCCUGUUGGUCGCCUUAGUUACUGACGCUGCUCCUGGAAUUGGCUUAGGACUAGGUCUUGGAGGCUUAGGCCUAAACGGCGGAUUCGGUGGUGGAUAUGGCGGCUAUGGCGGGCUCUUGAGUGCUGGAAACUAUGCCAAUGGAUUCAGCCACUCCAACGGUUACAGUCAUGGAAACCACUUCUUGAAAGGAUUCGGAGGAGCUGGUGGGCUGAAACAUGGCCACCUGAAUAAACACUUCCUCGGCAAACGAAGUGCUGAUCCCGAACCAGGAUUACUUGGGCUUGGAGGCUUAGGCCUAACUGGUGGACUGGGUGGCGGAUAUGGUGGAUACGGAGGUUUAUUGAGUGCUGGAAACUAUGCCAAUGGAUUCAGCCACUCCAACGGGUACAGUCAUGGAAACCACUUCUUGAAAGGCUUCGGAGGAGCCGGUGGGCUGAAACAUGGCCACCUGAAUAAACAUUUCCUCGGGCGGCGAAGCGCUGAUCUGGAACCUGAAUCCGAGUAAGGAAUCUCGGUAGCCAUUAAGACAAUUCUAUCGGUGGAUGUUUACACAGACGAAGGCGGCCAUAACUAUCUUUAUAACAGAAGCAUGAGUUCAGACACAACUGAUAUCUGUCAAGUUUAAUUCUCUCCUUGUAUAUUAUACGUUCUCAUAAUAAUACAUAAAUAUUUUUUACAGCAAGUGAAA
Messenger RNA from Macrobrachium nipponense, 785 nucleotides. Its product is annotated as ctenidin-3-like. The record is from RefSeq and is a predicted model, not a curated record. Lineage: Eukaryota; Metazoa; Arthropoda; Malacostraca; Decapoda; Palaemonidae. The transcript is spliced from 2 exons. Bases 78 to 602 code for a protein of 174 amino acids.